CUCAUAUUUACCUGCCCGUCCUCCCUCUAUCCCGAGGUUUCUCUCACUCACCUACGAAAUCUUCAACGGAAUAUUCAUAACCUCUUUACAUACCUCUCUAUCCAACAUCUUAUCACCAUGAUGCCCUCACUCUUAGGGGCCAGUAUGCCUCAUAUGCCGCCUCAGAGCUACUCUACGGGUCCAACUUUUGAUGAACUAUCCCGGCAGUUCGCUUUUUCCGAUUCUAUGCGAAGGAUAUCUCGUGGUUCGACUGGGCAGCGGACGCCGGGAGCUAUGCGUAUUGUCAAGCCGAGUAGUGCCAACAAUAGUCCGCAAGCCAUGAUGGCACGGCGGAGGACUAUGAUGAACGACGGCAACCUUGCUCAGCGUCGUCAACAGGCCCUGAACCAGGCCGUUAUGCAGCAGAUGCAGCAAGACUGCACACCCUAUUCGGCACCAGAGGAUCCCAUCAAGAGGAAUAACCGGCCAGUUAGUUGGCAUCCGACUUCACAUCUCCAGCAGCCACAAAUGCAUAUACCUAUGCCACAGCCGGAUUUCUCCCAAUACGUCGUCCCAGCACCAAUGUCAUAUCAGCAGACAGACAUAUAUUCCGGGUACCAUCUACCACCAACUCCGGCGGUAUAUUCCGGCCAAACCUCGCCUAUAUCCAGCAUGUCACCGCUAUGUUUACCAUACGCGGAAUCUUCUCAAACUCAUCCUACACCAGCUUACAUAUCACAUGAUGUGUGGAACCCUACGCCGCAGUUUAUUCCUAAUUAUACAGUAAACUCGAGCCCCGGCGAGUUGGAACCAUUUCCGUCUUUUGACGGUCAAACUUCAUUCAACUGGGAUAAUACCCUUGGCGCUCAUGACUUCCAUUCUUGCACGGCCCCUCCAACGCCGGACGAGUUCCAGCCCGUGCAACAACCACAACCCAUGGUUACUCCUGAGGAGUCCAUACCGUAUCAAUCGCUUGAGGAGUCAGAGGAAGAAGGAGAAAUAUUAGUGGGCAUGGGACUAUACGAUCCGCCAAGCAAGACGGAUGAAGAUCCGAGCUUAGACAACUACCGAAUGACAACAUCACAAUUACUAGACACGACCUAUAGAGGACGAGGCCGCGGAUGGAAACUAGAAGAAGCUUGGGAACCGCCAGCAUCAGAUGAUGAAGAGGGAGAUGACGAAGAAGAAAACGAAGAAGACGAAGGAGAGAAAGAAUAAGCUAUAGAGCGAACCUCAACCGAACAAAACUGGAUAUAAUAAAUCCAGCAUUGAUUUCCGGGACAAUUAUCUACAACUCCAUCCGGAAAUGAGUGAGGAAAUGGCAAAGGAAUUUUGUGCCUGGUAAAAGGACAUGCAUAUCAUGCAUAGAAGAUUUGUAAAAGAUACCAAUAGCUAGAACAAGACUAGUGUAGUUAUGAAGCACUUAGCUCUGACAGUUCGAAAAAAAAAAUCAAGAAAAUACUUGAGAAUCUCGAUUCACUGCAAGCAUAAUAAGAACCAGUGACAUGUCAUUUGUGACGAC
Daldinia vernicosa is the source of this 1501-nucleotide messenger RNA. RefSeq lists its product as uncharacterized. The record is from RefSeq and is a predicted model, not a curated record. The transcript has a single exon. NCBI's taxonomy places the organism in Eukaryota, Fungi, Ascomycota, Sordariomycetes, Xylariales, Hypoxylaceae. The coding region runs from base 118 to 1197 and encodes 359 amino acids.